AUGUUUACCAUCCCCUCUACAAUCAGCUUCACUCCACUUACCUUGCAAGGGAAGGUAGUCAUUGUCACCGGUGCUUCCCGGGGAAUUGGAGCCGGUAUAGCACUAGAAUUGGCGCGUAGAGGGGCCAAUGUCGCGCUUGUCUACACAUCCCCCAAUAGUGAGGAGAAGGCCAAGAAGAUCGCAUCCGACAUAUCAGGCUUGGGAAAUGCUAUCGUUGCGUCAACCAGGGAAGCAUUUGGCGACAAGAUCGACAUCUUGAUCAACAAUGCUGGUGUACUUUGGGCGAAUCCUAUUGGGGAGACAACCCUUGAAGACUACACGGGAAUGUUCGACAUCAAUGUUCGCGCACCACUAUUUUUGACCAAGGCUGUGGUUCCUCAUCUUCGUAAACCUGGACGAAUUAUCAACAUAUCAUCCGUUGGUUCGCGCGCCGGCCCACCCAAACUAUCCAUCUAUGCAGCGUCGAAAGCAGCCGUCGGAGGCUUGACAAGAAGUCUUGCACUUGAGUUGGGAGAUGAGGGCCAUACUGUUAACUGUGUUUCUCCCGGCUCCGUGGAGUCAGACAUGCUGGAAAACCUGCCAGAAGAAUCGAGAGAUCAUGUGUUGAAAGGCACGGCAGUAGAGCAUCGUGUGGGAACUGCAGAUGAUAUCGCGCAGGUUGUAUGCUGGAUAGCAAGCGAAGACUCAAAGUGGAUAUCGGGACAAACCAUAUCGGCUUCAGGCGGCUUCAUGAUGUUGUAG
Messenger RNA from Alternaria arborescens, 741 nucleotides. RefSeq lists its product as hypothetical. Lineage: Eukaryota; Fungi; Ascomycota; Dothideomycetes; Pleosporales; Pleosporaceae. The transcript is spliced from 3 exons. Gene Ontology annotation, molecular function: oxidoreductase activity. The coding region runs from base 1 to 741 and encodes 246 amino acids. The record is from RefSeq and is a predicted model, not a curated record.